AUGAGAGGUUCUGGUGUUCUCCCAGAGUGUAUCUCACACCUCAGAUAUACACGGGUGAAUGUGGAUAUUCAGAAUCAGUCAGUGAGCCCUGUCGGGGUUCUGAGCAGCUCCAUUGAGCUGGAGAAUCUUCCGUCUAACCCUGUCUUUAACGUCAAUAUCACCGAGGUCAUCAAAGUGGGGCAUUUCUGGGGUUUCCAGGCUCACGAGGCAAGUCUGGAGAAACAGAGGUGGCUGACAGUGGCCGUUAAUACACGGGUGCUCCGCCCACUUCCUGUCUCACUUUAUCCAAAUCUUCUGUCUCGCCCCUUUCUCUGAAACUCACACCAAACCUGGGAACUACUACAGACCCAAAAUACUGCAUGUCAUGGGGAGUAAUGUGGAGCUAACAUCUGUACACACACACACACACACACACACACACACACGUACACCUACUAAAGCGCCUCCGUGAUGGAGCAUGGAGUGGUUACAGGAAAACUGCACAUUGAAUGUACACGUGUGUGUGUGUGUACAAGUGGUGUUUGUGGAGUUUGGAAACACUUCCAAGGUGCCAUGUAACACUCUGGAACUUCCUGCUGACCGGCAAGCUCUGCCCUUUCAGGUAUUGUCUCCAUGGCAACAAUUUAGGCUGUAAACAUUAAACACUUAAUCUCCAACAACACGUAGUUAAUCCAAAAUAGUGUGUACCAGAAGUGUAUAUACUGAGUGGAGUGUGUUUGUGUUUGUUCAGGCUCAGGAGUUCAGCGUGGCGUGUUUGGCAUCAUCGGCACAGUCAGUCAAGAAGUCAGUGUUACAGAGUAAAAGUCUUUUAAUUCAUUCAGUACAACAAUAUCAAGAAACACAAACAAACAUCACAAGCUCAUCACACAACUUGGUGACGUCUUCCACGUCCUUCAUCUGAAAACACACAGACGAAAUAGAAAUCACACGCUGCAAGGACACAGCCAGGUUCUCUUUUACACACACCUGAGAGGAGAUAAACCAGCUGAACUUUCUAAUCUUACAUUAAACAUCCAACAAGCAGCUUUCGGGUCACAGUGACUACGUUUACAUGGACAGCAGUAAUCUAAUUAUUGACCUUACUCUGAGUAAGAUAAUAAUGUGAUUAAGGUGUUUACAUGCGUCGCUUUUAGAAUAUUCCUUUCAUGUUCCCGUUUUACAUGUUUUAGAACAUAAUUAGAUUAACAGCCCGCGUCA
Ictalurus furcatus (blue catfish) is the source of this 1197-nucleotide messenger RNA. RefSeq names its product ATP-dependent RNA helicase TDRD9-like. The transcript has 4 exons. The record is from RefSeq and is a predicted model, not a curated record. Bases 1 to 315 code for a protein of 104 amino acids. Lineage: Eukaryota; Metazoa; Chordata; Actinopteri; Siluriformes; Ictaluridae.